UCCGUUCCGAACAUCCCGUUUGCCCUUCUGGCUCCCUUCACGUGUCACAAUUCCAUUGGAUGAUUCUCAUUCCAUUUAUUCUCAAUUUUCCAAUUUCCCACCGCAGAAGAAAGCCAUGAAGCAAUGGGAGCGUGUCCAAACCUCGAUCCCAGACGAUAUUGCCUUCAAAAUUGCUUCACUACUUCAGGUAUCAGAUGUUUGUGCCUUGGGUAGUUGCUGUCGGUUAUGGAGGGAGUUGUGGGGGUCUGAUUCCAUAUGGGAGUCUCUAGCAAAGGAAAGAUGGCCUUCUCUCACACUAUUUCAGGCCUCUUCUUCUUCUUCCACUGUCAUCAAUGCCCCUAUCUCCAAGGGAUGGAAGGAUUUUUACAUAAAGAGGCACAAAGAGGUGGCAGGGAAUGCUAAUGCUGUUGCCAAGUUUGUGGAACUAUGCUCACAGACUGAAUCACUUGAGGUUGGAGACCAUCUGAAAGCAAUUGAAGACUUGUCGACCACACAGCUUGGUUUUAAGGAUGUCCAAAUGUUCCUGUUCAAACCUAAGUGCAAUGUGCUGCUUAAUUUGGUUGGCUUGCAUUACUGCAUACAUUGGCUUGGAGUGCCGGGUGAGUAUGUCAGUGAAGCACUUCAAAGUUGCAAGAUUUCAGAGCGCCAGGUGUGUGUCAAAUGGUGGAAGCUUGGCCGAUGGUUUUAUGGCUUUCGUAUGCGGGAUGAGUCUUAUUCUCGUUGGGUCUCUCUGGCAGAUCUUGCAAUGGCCAAAGAACCAGAGGUUCUUGUAGUGCUUCAGCGAGGAGCUAUUCAUGAGGUUUUAAGGGUUCAGAUAUCUGUUGCUAAUCCCACAUGCACUCCCUGGUCUUGCCAAAGUACACAAACACAGAAUUAGACAAUGCAGCAAUAAGCAGUUUCUUGUAAAGAUUAUUUCAAAGCAAUCCUUGUGGUAAUGGCAUUAAUGUAUUUUGACUUCAAAAAAAAAUGUUGUACCUGUGUAUAAAGCACCCACUUCUGGGUAGGGGGGUAGGGAUUUAUGGAAUUUGCUGUUUAUGUAUAUCAUCGUACUCGUAAGUGUAUAUAUGAUGUUCCCAAUGUAUGAUUUGUUUGGACUAA
This is a messenger RNA of Quercus robur (English oak), 1098 nucleotides long. RefSeq lists its product as uncharacterized. Gene Ontology annotation, biological process: protein polyubiquitination; SCF-dependent proteasomal ubiquitin-dependent protein catabolic process. Bases 116 to 877 code for a protein of 253 amino acids. Lineage: Eukaryota; Viridiplantae; Streptophyta; Magnoliopsida; Fagales; Fagaceae. The transcript is spliced from 4 exons. Gene Ontology annotation, molecular function: protein binding. The record is from RefSeq and is a predicted model, not a curated record. Gene Ontology annotation, cellular component: SCF ubiquitin ligase complex.